UGAAAUUUAAAUGUGCCAACGGCAGUCUGAUAUCCGCUUAUAUUCGAUCAACGAAAAUCGUCAUCUACUCGUAACAACUGUCAAAAUAAACAGCUGUAUUUGUUUACAUGCGUGUUUUCGAACUUAAUCAGCUGUUGUAGUGCCGGUGUGCGUAUUAUUUACAAAUUUUAGCAAAUAAUUAAAAAUGAGUAUAAGCUUAUUAAAGCGUACACACGCGAUAGGAAAAUCGCUCAUCCAUAUAACGAAGCAAAUUAAUUUCUCCUGCACAUACUCCUCUUGCGCCAGCACAGCGCUACUUGCGCAAUCAACCACAUUUGCGCGUAAAUCUACACCUGCAUCUUUAAAUUACGCCACAACUGCCACAACAAGCGCUGCAGGCGUCACGCCGCAAUGGACAACUAUAUACCGUCUGCCACUUAUACGCCUUGCUGCCGGUUUUCAACGUUUGAAAAUCUAUCAAGGAUUGUUGACAACGCUGGCAUUACCAAUUAGUUUUACACUAUCACAAUUUGGCACGAUUACACCAAAUUCUGUUGCUAUUGUUGGAGUCAUUGGCGUGUCGGGACUUAUGACAUUAACACUAUUUAGCUUACUUGUGCGAAAUGUGGUCGGUUUCAUUUAUGUUAAUGAUGAGCUUAACAAAGUGAAGUUGGCUUAUGUUGAUUUCUGGGGCAAACGUACUGAUGCCAUUGUGGAUAUUGAUGAUUUGAACGUUGAUUGGGCAAAACUGCGACCCACUGCAUUUAAUCUCUAUCAGAAGAUACGUUUGUACAGUGACAAAACAAAGGCAUUUAAGUUGAUGCUUAAUUAUGGUGUUAUUGUGGAGCCGGAAACUUUUGCAGGCAUAUUUGGAGAAUGAACAGCGCAGUUUGUGUGAUCAUAUGUGUAAAAAGCGGUAGCAUAAGUUAUAAAAUCUACAUAUAAGCUUCUAAAAGGCUUUGUAUGUAGAACGCGUAAUUAAGGUUACUGUCAAAUAAGCAUAUUUUCUGAUAUAGCAUCAUGUAUUUGUUGUUAUUGUUGUCAUAACACAUCCCCCUCUAAAUCGAUUUAAAUUCUUGAUAAUAAACUCAUUAAAAUAAAAGAAAUA
Molecule: messenger RNA, 1087 nt
Organism: Zeugodacus cucurbitae (melon fly)
Lineage: Eukaryota; Metazoa; Arthropoda; Insecta; Diptera; Tephritidae
Product: transmembrane protein 186
Exons: 2
Coding region: 185-859 (224 amino acids)
Cellular component (GO): mitochondrion
Source: RefSeq, a predicted model, not a curated record